AUGAUUUGUAAUGUAACGAAAAGUGUGUCUAUUGGCAGGAAACUUAUCGAUGUUGAAGUUGCCGUCUCAGCUGAUGGUAGUUUAGUGAGAAAGAUGACGGUAAAUGGCGUCGCUCCUAUUCAUACUUCAGAUAGUCUUGAGGACGACGAGAAGGUUUCUGCUCAGGAUUUGAUUGAUUUCACACCAGUCCAUAGAUGCUGCCAAAUCUUCAAUGUUUUGGGAUCCAAAGAGGAAUUUGAGGUCUAUUACCGCCAACAACGAAAGGAUCAGUGCAAUCUUGUUAUUGAACCGCCUUCUAAAAUGAAUUCGUUGAAGCAUUAUGUUGACUAUCUGGACGAAAUCAUCGGCUUUUUUGUCGUCGAAGAUCACAUCAUUAUCACUGAACCGACUCUUGUAACGUCUUCCCACAAAGACCAACUUUGGGAGAGCGCACUAAAAACGGUUGUGCACACUAUGAACAGUCGCUUUGGUGGGUGUCCGGAUGUCGAGAUGAUGUUGCGAAUGAAGAAGGUCAUUCUCUUAUUCGCAUUGACGAUGAAAUCAUACGGUUAUAGCAUUGCUCCGUUAUACUCACUACUGCAAAAUUUUAGAGACCAGUACAAUGAGAUUCUCAUGAGUGAAUAUUGUUCUCAAUUCGAGCGUGACCUUGAAAAGGAUAACUACGCACCAGUUAUUGCUGAAAAUGAGAAAGAGUUCCGUUCGAUCAUUAAGGAAUUUCCGUUCUACAAAAGAAGUAUAGAACAGAUCACAAUUAAUAUCGGAUAUUUGGAGAAGUCGUGUGAAUCCCUAGGAGUGUACAUCACAAAGCUCACUAAUGGAAGCGACAUAAACGUCUCGAUGAGUGCUCACCAACUCUCGUUGUCAGAAAGAGUGUUCAGGGAUGCGAGAAGUGAGGUUGGUUUCUGA
Molecule: messenger RNA, 906 nt
Organism: Angiostrongylus costaricensis
Lineage: Eukaryota; Metazoa; Nematoda; Chromadorea; Rhabditida; Metastrongylidae
Source: the annotation of a GenBank genome assembly